ACAUUUGGCAACGCGAACCGCACCGCUGAAAAAGCCCGUCGCUGAAAUCUGAAAGAAAAGAAAAAACGGCAAGCACGCGGCAAGUUGGUCUAACGCAAAACUUCGUUCCAGUGUUUAAAUUUAGAUAAAAUUCUUCUCAUUUUCAAUCCGUAUCGACUGAGAUCGUGAUUUUCUUUCAAACAUCAAAAAAAAAGUUUCAGCAGUGUCUGUGUCUUUGAAAAGUGCAUUUUUGGCAGAGAGAAUAAGAUGCCUUCGCUAUCGUCACCCACACAAUCAAUGGAUACCGUAUACCCAGAACCUAUGUCAAGGUUAAAUAGGAGAGUAAUUCCUAAGAAAAGAAGAGGAGGUUCCACAAGAUAUCGAACUCAACCUGUUACCUUUUCAGAAAUCCAGGAAGUGGAUGAAGAAAACGUCACCGAAGAAGCCAUCCCAGAGUCAUCUACCUCCAAAUCAGAACUAAGUCUUCUGAUCAACAGAAAAUUCGAAGAAUUCAAGAAAACCAGAGACAUAGACUUUAUUGUUAGUGAUAAAAUCGAUGAGAUAUCUACAACAGAUAGUUCCACCAAUGUUAAAACUAGUGUUCCAAUAACCACCUGCAGAUCAAUAGGAAGGUUGCCUUCGCGGCCAUCGUUUUAACGUUUUUAUUAUUAUAUAUUAUUAUUAUUAUUAAUUUAGGUUUAGAAUGUUAUUAAAGGCUUGAGUAUAGAUUUUGUACCAUGACAGUUGUGUAAAUAAACAUGAUAUAAAAGUGCGAUAA
This is a messenger RNA of Diabrotica virgifera virgifera (western corn rootworm), 757 nucleotides long. RefSeq lists its product as uncharacterized. The coding region runs from base 247 to 636 and encodes 129 amino acids. Lineage: Eukaryota; Metazoa; Arthropoda; Insecta; Coleoptera; Chrysomelidae. The transcript is spliced from 3 exons. The record is from RefSeq and is a predicted model, not a curated record.